Messenger RNA from Mercenaria mercenaria, 1600 nucleotides. RefSeq lists its product as uncharacterized. The coding region runs from base 1 to 1035 and encodes 344 amino acids. NCBI's taxonomy places the organism in Eukaryota, Metazoa, Mollusca, Bivalvia, Venerida, Veneridae. The transcript is spliced from 7 exons. The record is from RefSeq and is a predicted model, not a curated record.
AUGUUUUUUAAGGUCCAACUUACGGUGCUGUCUGCUCAAACCCAGCAUACCAAGGUGCUAGAUUUGAUGAAGAAGUUCACAAUGGCAGCAGCCAAGAUUCUAAAUACGAUGAAACCGUUGAUCGACGCUGGUGCUAAGUUUCAGAGUGUUGCGGUUAUAAAGGAAACAUUUAGUCACAUCAUGAAAAUUACUGAGGAAAUGAAAACAGAGACAAAAACUACCCAGCUACGCUAUAUGGAAAUUCAACACGAAAUACAGAAACAGAUUGCCAAGAGGAAUGAAGAGUUAGCUAGAGAGAAGAAAGAGAUGGAAAAGCAACUGGCGAAACUAGAUAAAGAAAACCGGGAAAAAGACGAAGUGUUGAUUGAUCCGAAAUCAAAAAGAAACAUAUGGACGACACAAGCAGCACGCCUAGCACACAUUAGAGACAGAGGCGCAGUCGUCGGCGCAGGCACAAUCGCAGCCUUACCCUUUGGAUUUACUGCCGGCGGAAUGGCUGCCGGCGGAAUGGCACUCGGUGGAGUGUUUCCCGCCGGCGGAAUCACAAGCUUAUUUGGCUUAUUUCAAACUGGAGUCACAGACAGAUACUUGUCAACAGCUGCUGAGCAAGUGAUCAGUGAAAAACAAGAUGAGAUUCGUCAGUUGCAUGAACAACGUAAAAAAGUCCUAAAACAAUUAUCAACACUCAAGAAACUUAAAAUGAAAACAGAAAGUUUGAGAGAAGCGCAUGCGCAGCUUGGAAAUGUUGACAAGCACUUCACAAGAAGUAUUGAGUUCUGGUCCAAUAUGGCGGCUGCCUUGAAAGCUUUGCGGGACGAAUCAACGCCUGGAAGUGUUUUUGUUUCUCAAAUAGUAAACCCUAAACUUGCGAAGAAGUUUACAAUUUCUAUUGGCCGAGCGCAAAAGGAUUUCAAGUUUAUUGAAGAUAUUUGUAGCGAUUACGUGCAAAAGAGUGUGAAGGAAAUCUUCACCCUGUACAAGUUCCUUUUAGUACCAAUAGACAGUGUGGCAUUUGCACAACACGGAUACCCCUAGCGCCGGCGUCGGCGUAGGCGUCGUGUGUAGACACCAUGUUAACGCUUUUCAGCAACCUCAUAUCUCAGUUAUUACUCAUUACUGCUAAAUGAACCUUUAUAAAUAUACAUGAUAAUACCAACUGAUUGACAUAGGUUCCAUAUCCACCAUUGCUUUCAUUUUGAUGAAAGUAUUUCAUAAUUCUUUUCAUACCGAAGAAUAUUCCUCCGGCCAAUAAUCGAUAGCGGUCAGAUUUUCUAUAUAGAAAUAAGAAGUUUUACUUAAUAACAAAAAUACUAAAACUAGGAAUCCUUAGGUACAAACAAAUUAUCCAUGCUCAACAAUUUGAGUCAUCACACGCUAUUUUUAAAAUAAAUUUUAUCUUAAAUUUUGAUUGACCCACGCGACGAUUUUAAUGCCAUCAUUUUGUCAUUCUUUUUCUUCUAUGUUCUAUAUAAAAUGUGUAAAAAUCACAUAUAUGCGUUUGUUUAAAGCACUUUUUAUAUUGUCAUAUUAUGCUUGCGAUUAUCCAUGAGAUGGUAUCUCGGUAAGUAUACAUCACAACUAAAUAAAACUUUACACAUUC